This is a messenger RNA of Coprinopsis cinerea okayama7#130, 348 nucleotides long. RefSeq lists its product as hypothetical. Gene Ontology annotation, cellular component: phagophore assembly site. The record is from RefSeq and is a predicted model, not a curated record. NCBI's taxonomy places the organism in Eukaryota, Fungi, Basidiomycota, Agaricomycetes, Agaricales, Psathyrellaceae. Bases 1 to 348 code for a protein of 115 amino acids. Gene Ontology annotation, biological process: autophagosome assembly; autophagy. The transcript is spliced from 4 exons.
AUGGAGCAACUUGUUAACACCAAAGUGGAUGCGUUUUGGAGGGGGAUUGAGAUUGGUCAGCGGAGGGGUCAGAUAGUCGUAACAUUCUCUCAAAGGAUAGAGAAGAAGUCGUGGUUCACAGUUGGGGAAGAGCUUGUUCCAUGGGAGAAAUGGGUGAUCAACGCCGAGAUGCGCCAGAGGAACGAUAGCGAUUAUCACACAUUCCAAGUAACCCUCGCCAACACCUUGACGAAAACGCUGCAGACAAUGCUCACGCAUACGUCGUCUGAGCGAGGGAGGGCGGCUGUCCCACUGAUCACGAAUGCGACUGGAAUUUCUCCCUUUCCCAUCGACAUUACUGUGUGUUGA